GACGUCUCCAAUGUAAUCGUAUUUGGAGGUUACUUUUUCCUUUUUUAUCUACUUUUCUAACGAAAACAAAGAGCACUAUUAAUUGAUAUGGAAAAAUUAACACAUUUAUGGAACGUGAAUCAAUUUAUUACAAAAUUAAAUUGUUCGCAAAGUAGGAAUUUGCAAACGUUUUACAUAGAAAGAUGUAGGCAGUAUACGCGUGGAAUACAACCAUCGUCUCAAAAUUUUGGUCCUUCUGUGAUGUGCCCAUAUUGUGGAUCACUUUGGAAUACUAUAGAUCAUAGCAUUAGAUUAUCACCAGGUAAACCACUUUCUAAAUCCAUAAAAAAAAUUGUACACUCUAUGAAUAAUGGUAAGAAAAGAAUACCUGAAGUUCAAAGAAGUUUGGCAGAAAAAUGUUUAAAAAAUAAAAUGAACAAAUUGGUACUUAAAUGCUCAGUUUGUUCAAAAAGUACAAGAAUAUCUUUUAAUAAACCACAAAGGGAAAAAGUACAAAAAAUUAGGACAGAAAGUAUUGAAAGAUCAAAAAAACGGAAGAAGAAGAGGACCAAGGAUAGGACAGCUGGCUUAAAUGUUUCUGGAAUUUCAAAUUUGAAUGAGAAAAAUGUUCAAACCGAGGAAUUGAAAGAAACCAACAUAAAAAAAGUUAGGAGCACUGCAAAUUUUAUUACACCAACUCAACAGAAAAUAAAAAUGAUUAAUAUAGAUCGAUUAAAAAACAUAAUAAAUCAAGGUGCAACACCUCCAAAAAGGAAGAGUUUACAUAGUUUCUUAACAGAGCUUUGUUGAAAAUUAGUUUAUUGUUAAAGUGUUUUAUAAAAUUUUCUAUUAACAGAAAUUCACGUUUAUUACAUAAAAAACAUCUGUAACCCUUUUAUACAUAAACCAAAAAAAGAAGAUAGCGAGAAGAAUAAAAAAAUUGAUAUUUUAGUUUUCAAGUUCUAUACUAAAAGACUGAUUACUUUUAUACAUUAAAUACUAAACAAUUUUCAAUCUUUGUUUACUUUAAUCGUCAAUAAUUGUUCUCUACAUCACUGUCCAUAUGAUAAAAUAAAUACACUAUACAUGAUGUAUUAGAAGCGGAACUCA
Molecule: messenger RNA, 1089 nt
Organism: Bombus impatiens (common eastern bumble bee)
Lineage: Eukaryota; Metazoa; Arthropoda; Insecta; Hymenoptera; Apidae
Exons: 3
Coding region: 88-789 (233 amino acids)
Source: RefSeq, a predicted model, not a curated record